AUGGCCCCUGGCCUGUCGGUGCGGGAGAUGAGGGAUGACGAGAAGUCUUUGGUACUGGAGAUGCUGAAGGCCGGCGUGAAGGACACAGAAAAUCGAGUGGCCCUGCACGCCCUAACGCGGCCCCCGGCCCUGCUCCUCCUAGCAGCAGCCAGUAGUGGCCUCCGCUUCCUGUUGGCCUCCUUCGCAUUGGCCCUCCUCCUGCCGGUGUUCCUGGCUGUGGCUGCUGUGAAACUGGGCCUCAGGGCCAGGUGGGGCUCGCUACCUCCACCUGGUGGCCUGGGGGGGCCCUGGGUGGCCGUGCGUGGCUCUGGUGAUGUGUGUGGCGUCCUGGCUCUGGCGCCUGGCACAAACGCAGGGGAUGGGGCCCGGGUCACUCGCCUCUCUGUUUCCCGGUGGCACCGCCGCCGCGGUGUGGGCAGGAGGCUGCUAGCCUUCGCUGAGGCUCGGGCCCGCGCCUGGGCAGGGGGCAUGGGUGAACCACGGGCCCGUCUCGUGGUCCCGGUGGCUGUGGCUGCCUGGGGGGUGGCAGGAAUGUUGGAGGGUUGUGGGUACCAGGCAGAUGGAGGCUGGGGCUGUAUGGGCUACUUGCUAGUGCGGGAAUUCAGCAAAGACCUGUGA
Messenger RNA from Chrysochloris asiatica (Cape golden mole), 618 nucleotides. It is a transcript of the gene NAT14, whose product is annotated as N-acetyltransferase 14 (GCN5-related, putative). NCBI's taxonomy places the organism in Eukaryota, Metazoa, Chordata, Mammalia, Afrosoricida, Chrysochloridae. The record is from RefSeq and is a predicted model, not a curated record. The coding region runs from base 1 to 618 and encodes 205 amino acids. Gene Ontology annotation, molecular function: N-acetyltransferase activity. The transcript is spliced from 2 exons.